UUCCGGGUGGUGGAGCUGUCAGCGGCGGAUCUUCGACACGAAAAGAACCAAAGAAGAAGAAGAUGAGGAAUAAAGUUAGCAGUGCUCAAGCAGCAGAGACUGGCCUGCAGGCGGCGCUCCACCAGUCCGUCUUCCUGUCGGCCAUGUCUCCACAGCCCGGCCGCGACCUGUCUCUCUGCUGGGAGCAACACCGCAAGCUGCUGCCAGGAGUCACCAGAGUCCACGCAGAGUCCGUCCAACACUGGAGCGUCCAACAGGUGUCAGAUUUCAUUCAGUCCAUCCCCGGUUGUGAAAACCAGGUGAAACAGUUCAGAGAUGAGCAAAUUGAUGGGCGGGCCUUCCUCCUCCUCACUCAGCGUGACAUUGUGAGGAUCAUGUCAAUCAAACUUGGUCCCGCGCUCAAGAUUUACAACUCAAUCCUCAUGUUCAAACACAUCACGAGCCAAUCACACGCUGAGGUCACGAGCCAAUCACACGCUGAGGUCACGAGCCAAUCACACGCUGAGGACACCUGCAGGUAACAAUGAUGACUCAAACUGGAAACACCUGGAACUUGACUCCAUCGCAGCUCCUCCACUGGACUUCAUUUUCCAUCCAAUCAUGAAGCAGAUAUAACUUUGUGAUGUCACAAGAAUGAUCUCAGGUGUGUUCCUGUCAUUUAUGACAUUCAUGUACUUAUUGCAGGAGCCCUGUAUAUGAAUAGAACUAUAUAUGCAUAUAUAUAAAUAUAUAUAUAAUUAUGUAUGUAAUUUAAUAAUGAGGCAAGAGGAUGUUCCUAUAAGUACAAACAGGGUUUGUCUUUAACUCCUUACAUUAACGGAUCAACGGAGCAGAACCUCAUGUGAGUUCUUCUCGUCUGUGACCUUGAGAUGUUCUGCUGAAGGUCGUCAGGACCAGAAUGCAUCACGUGAAGCUGUCGUUAGUUUUCAUUGAUAUAGAGAAGUGAUUGUUUUCUACUGUUUCUAUAAAGUUCUAUUUCAAAGUUUCUUUACAAUAAUAUAUAUUUGUAUCUCUGACAUGAAGUACACUCAGACUUCUUCAGCAAUGUGAUGUAAGAGAUGGGGGCGGGGCAUAUGUUUCCCUUAGGUUUCCAUGGUAACAACUGACAGAGUUUAACUGGGAUGUUAUUAUAAAUAAAUGUUUCUGUCACUGUUUGACGAGAUCAAUAAAGUUUCAGAUCUGA
This is a messenger RNA of Platichthys flesus (European flounder), 1183 nucleotides long. Its product is annotated as lethal(3)malignant brain tumor-like protein 1. The record is from RefSeq and is a predicted model, not a curated record. Gene Ontology annotation, molecular function: protein binding. Bases 63 to 521 code for a protein of 152 amino acids. NCBI's taxonomy places the organism in Eukaryota, Metazoa, Chordata, Actinopteri, Pleuronectiformes, Pleuronectidae. The transcript is spliced from 5 exons.